CUGCUGCCAUGUUUCAUAAACGAAGAAGAAGAAGAAGCUUCGCACUGACUGCAUGGAACAUUUUGGCUAACUAGCGCAGCUACCAGCAUCCGGGUACUUCAUGUUUAGACACCUCUCGCUGCUCCUCUCCUCCUCCUCCUCCUCCUCCUCCCGAGGUCUCUCAGCCUCCUCUGCAGGAUGGAGCCCGCCGUGGUGAGGUGUCUCCCCGGGGAGCCCAAACUCACCAUCUCCUUCCGCCUGGAGGGCAGCAACAAGCACAUGCUGCGGGACCAGGACGAGGCUCUGGGGAGGGUCCUGACCCGGAUCUCCACCGGCCUCCUGAAGGGAGCAGGGAGGGAGAAGAAGAGCAGGAGGAGCAGGGGAGCUCAGCAGCAGAUGAUGAGUAGAGCAGAGCCCGUUGCAGUGAAGCUGUACUACGAGGGGGAAGAGGUGUCCGACACGGUGCUGAACGCGGAGGCGUGGAGGGACGGAGCCGUGCUGCAGGUGGGGGACGUCAAAUACUCGAUCCAGAGGAACGCACCCACUUUCACCCUGGCUGAGCUUCCGGUGUCCCUGCUGGCCGGGUUCCCCGUCUGUCCCAACCUGGAGGUGGAGUUUGGGAACCUCCAGGACUCUGAGUUCACCUGGUAUAGAGAAAAUGCACCAACCACAAGCCCUGAAGCUGCCGAAGAACUUCCAGGUCAGGACAGCGGUUGGACAGAGGUAGGACGCGGGAGAGUCCACGUCCCGUCCAAUGAGGACAUCGGCUUCAGGCUCAAACUGCACUGCACACCUAAGAAUGGAGGACGCAGCGGCCCGGCCAAGGAGCUGGUCUCUGUGGGAGCCGUGGAGGCCGGACCGGGCGUGUGCACGUUCGACAACCGACACGCCUACACUAUCAGAGAGGCGGAGUGGCCGGCCGUGAGGGUGGUGACGUACAACAUCCUGGCCGAUGUCUACGCUCAGACAGAACUGUCCAAGACGGUGCUUUACCCGUACUGCGCCCCCUACGCCCUGCAUCUGGACUACAGACAGAACCUGAUCAAGAAGGAGCUGGCCGGAUACAACGCUGACAUCAUCUGUCUGCAGGAGGUCGACAAAGGGGUGUUCUCCGACAGUCUGACUCCAGCUCUGGAUGCCUUCGGUCUGGAAGGUGUUUUUAGGAUCAAAGAGAAGCAGCAUGAAGGACUGGCCACUUUCUACCGCAGGUCAAAGUUUCAGCUGCUGAGCCGUCAUGACAUCGUGCUGAGCGAGGCUCUGACCUCUGACCCCAUCCACUCUACGCUGCUGGAGAGCGUUUCUGCUAACAGCGCCUUGAAGAAGAAGAUUCUGCAGAGAUCCACCGUCCUGCAGGUCAGUGUGCUCGAGGACCUGAAGGAACCAGGAAGGAAGGUCUGUGUGGCCAACACUCACCUGUACUGGCACCCGAAAGGAGGGAACCUUCGUUUGGUCCAGAUGGGCGUGGCUCUGCAACACCUGAAUCAUGUGAUCAACGAGGUCGCACCUGGAGCCCCUCUGGUCUUUUGUGGUGACUUUAAUUCACCCCCUCACUCAGGUGUGUUCCAGCUGCUCAGUGAGACGGCGGUUCCUCCACAACAUGCAGACUGGAGCAGCUCUGGUCCGGAGGAGUCCUGCAGUAUGGAGCUGCUCUCUGCUUUCCCGCUGCUGAGCGCCUACGGCCAGCCAGCCUACACAAACUACGUGGGAGGAUUUCACGGUUGCCUGGACUACAUCUUCAUACAGCCAGACAGCAUGCAGGUGGAGCAGGUGAUUCCUCUGCCCAGCCACCAGGAGGUCACCACCUACGAGGCUCUGCCCAGCGUCGCUCAUCCCUCCGAUCACAUCGCUCUGAUCUGUGACCUGCGCUGGAACCCCUGACCCUUUUAACCUUUGACUUCAAACCAAUCUGGACAAAAGACAAUUGGGGCCAUCAGUUUGUCCUUUAAAUACAUCCUGACUUUGGAUUUUUCAUUUACUUGAAUGAAGUCGGAGCAUGAAAACCCGCAGGUUUACUGACGAUCCAUGAAAGACUGUUUUAAAUUACAAUAUUCACUAUUGUGAUGAAGUCCAUAUUGUAUUAUUUACACUAAAAUAAUAUAUGAAUUCUAAUCACUGAUAUUCAGUGUUGGGGUUGUUAAUGGAAAAAGUGAUGGAUUGCAAAUAAUUAUUUUUCUUUGAAUUACUAAUUAUUUGGGUUGUACUCCUGACAGAGUACUGCAUCAUUUUAGGUUCAUCAUUUUUAUUAAUCGCAGAUCAUAUUAACCAACAGAAGUAAAUUGCCUCCUGUUGUUAAAACACAUUUUAGUUCACAUUGGCUUUUAUUCGCUCAAAAAAUAAAUAUUUUAAGAAAGACAUUCAUUAUUACUAUUAUUUGCCAUACAAGUUGCUCAG
Anoplopoma fimbria (sablefish) is the source of this 2370-nucleotide messenger RNA. It is a transcript of the gene pde12, whose product is annotated as phosphodiesterase 12. NCBI's taxonomy places the organism in Eukaryota, Metazoa, Chordata, Actinopteri, Perciformes, Anoplopomatidae. Gene Ontology annotation, biological process: nuclear-transcribed mRNA catabolic process, deadenylation-dependent decay. The record is from RefSeq and is a predicted model, not a curated record. Gene Ontology annotation, molecular function: 3'-5'-RNA exonuclease activity. Gene Ontology annotation, cellular component: mitochondrion.